AUGGUGUUUUUCAAGCCCCACUUUCGUACUCUAAGUGAGCAGCUUGACCAUCUCGCCAAAACGGCGUCGGCUAUAGCCCCACCCUCCAGAGAAGACGACAUUGACUACGAUCUCGAGGCCCAGCUCCCAAGGAACCCAUUGUCCAGCACAAGCUCAUUCAGGUCGCUCCACAAACCGUUCAAGAGAACUUACGGUGCUGCUGGUGACGACGCUGCAUCUUUCACUUCAAUUCGCCCAUUACACUCUGCUUUCGGGCCUCGUUUAGACACACCCGUGUCUGCUCACACUGACCUCCACAGCUUGUCCACAGUGGAGUCUACGGUACCUAGAUCGCCCCAGGCAUCCUUUGAGUCAUUGGCGCCACUUGCUCCCAGACUGCCUUGGGCUAGAAUCUUAGCUUAUUUGUGGAAGUCGGGCCACCCAGAGGGCCAGCGGACGUUGAGCAGAUUCCAUAAGUGUUUGGCAAUCUUGGCAGUUACAGCAGUCGGAGGAGCUGGUGUUCUCGUUGCUACAGGCCAUAGUCAGUAUUUGUUGUCGACAGUGUCGUCAAUUUUGUGUUGGGUCGAGGACCAGCUUGGGCUUGACCUGUUGCCAUUUUGCCAGAAAUAG
Molecule: messenger RNA, 609 nt
Organism: Candidozyma auris
Lineage: Eukaryota; Fungi; Ascomycota; Pichiomycetes; Serinales; Metschnikowiaceae
Exons: 1
Coding region: 1-609 (202 amino acids)
Source: RefSeq, a predicted model, not a curated record